Messenger RNA from Mizuhopecten yessoensis (Yesso scallop), 3324 nucleotides. RefSeq names its product heat shock 70 kDa protein 12B-like. Bases 282 to 2033 code for a protein of 583 amino acids. Lineage: Eukaryota; Metazoa; Mollusca; Bivalvia; Pectinida; Pectinidae. The record is from RefSeq and is a predicted model, not a curated record. The transcript is spliced from 5 exons.
CAUUGUUAUGAGCCGUACAGGCUUAUGGGAAGGAAUACAUAUUAUAUAUAGCUAGUCAAGGAAGUUAUAUCUGACAGAGAUGUUUACAUCAGGAACUUUUAUUUGCAAGUUUCAAUAAGGCCAUCGUAGCUGUGAAAAGUCGGUCACGAUGUAUGGUGAUACAGCGAUUACAAGCGAUUGACUAAACGGAUUCAAUAGGACGAUAUACAGACUGUAAAACUGCAAUCAAUGUUCUGAUUUGGGGUAGACCCAGAUGAACUUAGCCCAAGCGUUAUACGUCUAUGAUAGAUAACAUGGCCGCGGGCACUAGCCAUCUGUUGUCGGCUGCUAUCGACUUCGGCACAACUUUCUCCGGAUAUGCAUUCUCUACAAAGAACGACUUUCAGUCCGGCCCCCAAAACGUAUCAUCAGUCACGUGGUCGGCAGGUUCGGGCUGUCUCCAGUCCCUGAAGACAUCAACCUGUGUACUGUUUGAUCCAAAAGGCAAUUUCCAUUCCUUUGGUUUCGAAGCGGAGGACAAGUACUGUGAUUUAGCAUUUGACAACCUCCACAAAAACUGGUACUACUUCCGGAGGUUCAAGAUGAUUCUAUACCAGCAAAAGGAGCUGAACAGAACAUUCCAUAUCAAAGCCCUUGAUGGCAAGACAAUGACGGCCAUGAAGGUUUUUUCCUCUGCUAUUGGCUACCUAAAAGACCAUCUCCUACGCACGUGUAAAACACGUGGAGCGGACGUUCGGAUGCACGACAUUGCAUGGGUGUUGACAGUGCCGGCAAUAUGGAGCGAUCCCGCCAAGCAGUUCAUGAGGGAAGCUGCAGUAGAGGCAGGAAUCCCUAACAACCAGUUACAGUUGGCACUGGAGCCCGAGGCGGCCUCCUUAUUCUGUAAAUACCUGCCACUGGAGACGGCGGGGGACAAGUUCACGGUGUUCAGGGAUGGAUACAGAUACAUGGUACUGGAUGCAGGUGGGGGCACAAUCGACAUCACUGUCCAUGAAGUGAAGCCUGGGGGGACACUUCGGGAGUUAUACAAAGCAAAUGGUGGGGACUGGGGAGGAACGAAAGUGGACGAGGAGUUCGAACGUUUACUCAGUGACCUUUUGGGGCCAAACACCUUCGAAACCUUCAAGAAAGAGUGUGUGCCAGAUUUGUUGGAAAUGCAUCGGACCUUUGAGGUGAAGAAGAGAUCAAUACCAGCUACAGGUGACGACAAAGUUACUUUCUCAGUUCCUUUAAACCUGCUAGAGACUUUCAAACGAUCUAACCCUGGAGCCGACCUCGGGAACCUGAUCGCUAAAAAUCCUAAAUAUUCGGGAGACGUGACUUGGAGAGGAGAUAAGCUCCGUUUGUCCGCUAACCUGACCAGAUCGCUCUUUUUAUCGUCUCUCAAGAGUAUCAGCAACCAGGUACAAAUGCUACUUCGACUCCCGGAAGUCUCUGGUGUGGCUGCCAUCUUGAUGGUAGGAGGGUAUUCUGAGUGUCCCCUUUUGCAAAAUGCCAUUAAGAAUGCAUGCCCCAAUCUAAGGAGGGUUGUUCCAGGAGAAGCCGGUCUAGCUGUCCUUAAAGGCGCCGUAAUUAACGGUCACACUCCAGCUACCAUAUCGGAACGUGUUUGCAAGUUCACAUAUGGAGCAUCUUGCAGAAGUAAAUUUAUCGACGGUUUUCACAAAGAAGAGUAUAAGACCAACGAUGUCAAGGGAAUACGAUGCAGAAACAUCUUUCAGAUGCAUGCCAAAAUGGGGGAUUCUGUUAAGAUAGGACAAGCAUGCAAACCAUUCAAACAUUUUGUUAUCCGCGAAAACCAAACUUCUAUGAAAAUAGGAAUAUUUGCCUCCAAUAAAGAACACCCAGUCUAUAUCAACGAUCCGGGAUGUCAAAACCUUGGAUAUAUCGUCAUCGAUAUGGCAGAUACAACCAGCGGGCUUAAAAGAGGAAAUCUUGUCAGUAUGACGUUUGGAGGUACCGAAAUAGAGGUAGAGGCUGUCGACAUCGAAAACAAGACGAAACACCGAGCGUUCUUCAAUUUCUUGGGAUAAAUGAGAAAACAGCAAGGCCAUUAUUGCCCGAGAAACUUAACGAAGUUAUCAAUGUAUGGAGAUCACCUCACGUGGUAGAUUGAAAUAGUUUGGAACUUUUAACAGAACACAGACAGUCCUAUCCGAUAGCUUCAUAUCUUACCAGUUUCCAGAACCCCGAGUCUACUUCAAGAAGCGGGAUUUCCUGUAUACAAGGAUCUCGUUAACCAAUAAAACAUAUUCAGUUUUACAUUUACUAUAAUUAUAACCCGAUUUUUUCACUAGCAUUUUAAUAUCUCGUUUUCCCCUUGUCCAUUACCUUACAGCGUAACCAGUUUAAUGAUUUCAUGGCUGACCAUGUGGAGGUCAAUUGAUCUACUUAACCUUCUUGUAAAAUUAAUUUCGGUUUUGGUGAGAGUAAAUAGUGUGUACAUUUCUCCUCCUGUUAACACAAAUUGUAUAAACAUUUUAAAAUGAACAUGAACCCUUUUUUACUUUAUAUUGCAUUAUAAAUCGCGCAUUACUUCAUGGUAAUUCGAUUUGAAUGCAAUCAGAGGGAAUUUGAUCCCAAUUUACUUGCAUCGCAUUCAGAGAAAAUGACGAAGUUCUUCUCGCCUUGUUUUUACAUAAUGGUAUUUAAUAGGAAUUAACUUUUGCAUAAUAGCAGAUCAAAUAUCAUGAAAUCAGUCUAUAUAUGUGAAAAGACCACUCCUUAAUAGAUUCACGACUGUACUUAUAUUAAUUAUUAUAUGUUAAAGAUUAUUUAUCAAUAAACCACUCUACAUCAAUAUUAGUAGUAAGUUACAAAUGUACUACACACAUUGUACAUCGUCGUCUUUCCGACCUGUCGAACAAUGUAGACAAUGUUUUUGACAUCUAGUGGAGUUAUCAAGGACAUGACUAUGUUAUACCCUUGUAUACUUUAUUCCUUCAAACACUUAUGAAAUAAGUUUUUUUUACCGAUAUUAAUCACUUGUUGGUUCGGAUAGAAGCGCGCAUGGGGUUUUAAUUGCAUUUCGUUUUCCUCAAAGAAUAGUUUAUUUCAAGUAGCAGAAAUAGCAAGUUGUAGUACCUGAUCAAGUAUUAACCAUGUUUACCAGCUUAGAAAAAUAUAACUUUCCAACAAGUAUAUGGUGUCAAAGGUCACAAAAGUGUACUAAAACUGGCAAUACGAAGAAAAAGAACAGUGUUAAGAGAUACUUAAUAAAGCCAAUCACAUCGCAAUAAGAAAUACAGAAAUAAUCCAAAGUCAACGUAUUCGUGGUUAGCCACCACUCUUAAGACAGGUGUUAACUUGGUGAAAUCAUGAUUU